Molecule: messenger RNA, 4386 nt
Organism: Ostertagia ostertagi
Lineage: Eukaryota; Metazoa; Nematoda; Chromadorea; Rhabditida; Trichostrongylidae
Source: the annotation of a GenBank genome assembly
GAUGGCGAAGAAGAAAACAUUGGGGAACCUGUGGACGUAUACUGUAUAGAGCCUAGUGACCCUUCCAUCACGAAACAAGAAGAGGAGUAUUACCGCGAAACAUUCACGAUCAUGAAUGACUGCGGAGUUGGAGCUGUUUGGUUGUCCGAAGAGAAAGCUAUGGGAGUUACUUCAAAAAAUGAUAGUUUCUAUUUCGUACCCGCGUUCCGUGGAAGAGUAUUUGAACAUCUGAAGAAGCUUAGGGAUGGCGAAGAAGAAAACAUUGGGGAACCUGUGGACGUAUACUGUAUAGAGCCUAGUGACCCUUCCAUCACGAAACAAGAAGAGGAGUAUUACCGCGAAACAUUCACGAUCAUGAAUGACUGCGGAGUUGGAGCUGUUUGGUUGUCCGAAGAAAAGGCUAUGGGAGUUACUUCAAAAAAUGAUAGUUUUUAUUUCGUACCCGCGUUCCGUGGAAGAGUAUUUGAACAUCUGAAGAAGCUUAGGGUCAAUCUUUAUGGAGUUCACGUUGUUCGGCAAACGUUGAAUAACGGUGGGUCGUUACCACGAUGGGACUUUCCUGUAUACGCCCUGAACUUGACCGGUGCAUGUGUUUGCUUCACGGGACUUCCGCUUGACAAACGUGAGGAAUUGAAAGCUAAAAUAAACUACAUGAAUGGAGUCGUGUCACCAUGCUUGACGGAAAAAGUGACACAUUUGGUCACGGAACACUGUGACACCGCCUCUAAGAAGUAUACGGAGGCUCGUCGAAUGAGUUUACCAAUUAUGCUGCCAGCUUGGAUCGAGAAGGCAUGGGAAGCUGCUCAGAAUUUUUCGGUUGAUCUCUUCACAUCAGGGGACUUGGCACAACAAUACCGCACACCAAUCUUCAACAAAAUGGUCAUUACUGCCACUGGUGUUGGAGGUAGCGAGCGUAUGGACAUCGCCCGGCUAAUCGAACUUCAUGGUGGGCGCUUCUCGGGUGAUAUGAAGAGGAACGAAUGCACUCACCUGAUUGCUGAUCAUCCAAAAGGGAUGAAAUAUAAAAAGGCGCGUGAGUGGAAUUCCAUCAAAAUUGUACGGUCUACUUGGCUUCGGAAAUCCGUGAUGGCCGGCUACAUUCUUCCUGAGAGCGCCUUCGAUCCAGAAAAACGAAAUCGAUGCAGUACACCGGUUCAGGAAUCACGCAUUGUAGAACCAGAAGAGCUGGACUUCAGCAUGAUCCAAGGUAGAGGUGGUCGCUUGGAUCAUUCUACUUUCAAUACCCAAAUAUCCAAAAAUGACGGGGAUAGUGAGGCGGAGCGAACGCCGUUGUCCGCAGUGCGCACCAACCUCCGCCGUGAACCAAGUCGUCAUCGCCUCGCAACGUCAACGCCAGUUGUUGUCGAUCCGCUGGAUCAACUAGACGAAACUUGCAUUAGAGGCGAUUUCGAUUUCCUCGAGGGUUGUCGGAUUUGGGUAUGUGGUGCGGAACAGUCGCGUGCAGACAAGUGGAAGAAGGUUCUUGAUAGAAGUGGUGCCACCCGCGUGGCCGGUAUGGAAGCUGCGAGCCACAUAGUUGUUGUUCAUGCUUCCACAAGUGAUCGCAGUCGACUAAUUCAAGCUAAAUCUCGUGGUGCUCACAUUGUUCGUGCUGAAUGGAUAACCGCAUGUUAUGCGAAGAAGGAUCAAGUGGCUCUUGAAGAGUUUCUAUGGGAUCCUGAAGAAGUCAUCUGUCGCACUAGUUCUUUCUGCCUGCGCGAGCCAAUGGCUCUACAACAGCAACAAAAGACUUGGGUGCGUCCGACUAUCUCAACUUCGCUCCGCUCAACAACAUUUCUGAUGAUCCUGACUUAUCUUCAAUCUUUCGGUAAAGUGGUACCAUCCUCUGAUGAACAGGCCUAUGUGAACUAUCUUGUAUGCAGCCACAUUGAAUUCGAUCAGGUCUAUCCCAAGGAUAGCUACGAAGAGGCAGUGACAGUAUUUUGGGUUAAACGCUGCCUGAUGGAACAUCGACUGUUGAAACCGUCCAGUCAUCCACUCUUUCGGCCAUUCCCAGCAGUUAGAGAUAGCAAAGUGUUUUCGAAUAUCGUCGCUGUCAUCAGUUGCUUCAGCGACCACGAAAGGCUCACUCUGGCCCAACUCAUCAAAGAGUUCGGUGGAAAGGUGCAAGAGACGUUAACCAGAAGGAAUCGCGGUGAUCAGCUAGCCGUUACUCACGUCAUCGGAGGUAGUGAAGGGGAUCGCGUGAUGGAAGCACGGCGACAGAAAUUCAAGGUAGUGGACCCGUCAUGGGUUAUUGAAUCGAUAAUAAACGAUAAGCUCAUGAAAGAGGAUCAGUUUGCCCUCAAGGGAGAGGCGUAUGCUUCGUAUGAAGGAAGAACGGACGAUUUGUGGCCUGAAGCAACAAGGAAUAGUCGUCUACGCAGUAGCGGCUUGGGGAAGUCUUCGGUACAAGAAGCUCCCAGAGAUGACUUCUCCGAUUUGAUUACCACUUCUAUGGUUGGCCGCAUUUUGAAGGAAGUGGCUGUUAAAACAGCUGCCGUCAAGCCUCAGCGGAGUGCUCCUGUCGCUGCAAGUUCUUCUAUACCUCCUGCUUCUGUGCAGGAUUUGGAUAAGCCUCAGCAGUCGACGAGACAGGCGAAACAAAAAUCGGUGGCAAAGGCUGUUUGUUCAACCAAAGACGAACAAGAUCGGAUGGGCGACAUGAUGGCGUUGCGAGCUCGAAUGACGGAGAGAUUGGAGCAAAGAAAUCGGGAAAUUGCGAACCAACUGGCUGAGAAUAAUCCGGCUCCAGAAGGUCCUCUGUCAGGAAAACCAACUCAAGAAGUGGGAUCGCUGCGCGGCCGAAAACGUGGCCAGCCAUCUACCGAGGAAGCUGAGCCGUCAUCAAAAAGGUCUUCUCAAUUAGGGACUGCGAGAUCGUCAGAGCACGAAACACCCCGGCCUUUAAUAGAAUGGCAGCCGGCCAUGCCUAGCAAGUGCGGAUCGACAAGUGGUGACACAAGCAAUGACAGCCUUACCACUUCUAUGGUUGGCCGCAUUUUGAAGGAAGUGGCUGUUAAAACAGCUGCCGUCAAGCCUCAGCGGAGUGCUCCUGUCGCUGCAACGAACCAACUGGCUGAAAACAAUUCGGCUCCAGAAGGUCCUCUGUCAGGAAAACCAACUCAAGAAGUGGGAUCGCUGCGCGGCCGAAAACGUGGCCAGCCAUCUACCGAGGAAGCUGAGCCGUCAUCAAAAAGGUCUUCUCAAGUAGGGACUGCGAGAUCGUCAGAGCACGAAACACCCCGGCCUUUAAUAGAAUGGCAGCCGGCCAUGCCUAGCAAAAACCUCGAGAAACGGGUCGGAACCGACUUCAAGCAACUCUUGCCGUACACCAGGUCGUACAGAUCUUCGGCGAUCAGAUUCCAGGCCAUCAGUGGCUGGCUGCACAAGUACCUACUACGGCUGGCGCUCAUUCGUUCCCGCCCAAUUCCCGGAGAGCACAAGGGCGAAACUCCGGAAGCUCAUCGAGCUCAGGCAGAAAGUCGCAGCGCACCACUACCUCCACGAGGAUCUGUUCUUCCACAGGGCUCUGGUCAGUCAAAUUCGCAUACAGUCUCAUCAAAAGUGCGGAAAUCUGGAGGUGCCGAAGCAUUGGUGGACGACUCUGCUGCAGUGCAGACAAGGAAGUCAUUGUCCGAAGGAUGCUGUGUCGUUCGGGAAGAUCGAGCUGGAGCGGAAGAAGAAAAUGGCAACUCCUCAAAGCCGUCAUCGGCACGUAUUUCCAUCAAGCAGGAAAGGGCGUCCAUUGUGUUCAGCGACACAGUUCGACGAUUUAUAUUCACCUCAGUAGCUCCUCACGAGCGGCUACGGCUGUCGAACAUUAUAAGUCGAUUGGGAGGAAUAGCAGAUUCUGGUGAAUUGAGCGAAGAGUGUACACAUUUAAUCUGUGGAAAACUAAUUCGCGGUGCGAAGCUUAUGGGUUGUAUCGCAAGUGGGCGCACGUGGGUCGUCGGUGCCGAUUACGUGGAUCAGAGCUUGGCAGCUGGUAAAUGGCUUCCGGAGCAGGAUUUCGAGCUGGGAGAGCCAUCUCGCCUAGCCUUGGCUAGUUUACCGGAAAGGGAGCAGAAAUUGGCACAAGCUGUAGACAAAGCGUCUGGUCUCUCUCCAAUGUUGAAAGCCGGCGGAGCUGAAGUAGCGUUCAGACAUGGCAAUGAAGGUGCCCCGCUUGUCUUUCGACCAACUCAUGCUGUCGUUUGCGCAAGUGAAAUGUGGAACAUUGAGGAGUUGGAAAUGCUGGUCAGCGUUGGCGCAAAGGUGUUCAUCUUGAGUACAUAUCGAGGUUCUUACUCGAAGAACACGUGGAUGAAGCGUCGUGUUAUCAUUUGGACUAUAAAAAAUAUUUACAAACCCGCAGAAGGUGAUCGUUCGAUAUCGAUCAACUGA